CGGCAGUCGGUUGGUCAAAAAGCUUUUUGAGGAAAGCGGUCCUCCAGACCUCUGCUGCCUUCACUAAAUGAACGCCGACCCCAAGCGACGUCUGAUUUUGUAAUACCCAGGACUACAUUUGGUUACAAUGAGAGUCGUAAUAGGAGGUGGAACUGGCUUUGUGGGUCGUGAGUUGAUUCGCCUUCUCAGAGAUAAAGGUCACGAGGUCACCGUCAUCUCUCGCCAGCAAGGUCCUGGGAGAAUAACCUGGAGUGAGUUGCAGUCAGGCGGCCUCCCACCAUGUGAGGGCGCUGUCAACUUGGCAGGAGAGAACCUCAUGAACCCUCUCCGAUGGUGGGGCAAAAGCUACAAGGAGGACUUGUUUUCCAGUCGUAUUGACACGACAAAAGCUCUGGCUCAAGCGAUCGCAGCGUCCCCAAGUCCUCCUCAGUCGUGGGUCCUGGUGUCUGGUGUAGCGUGCUACCAGCCCAGUUUGACAGCUGAGUAUACAGAAGACAGUGAUUGGACGCCCUUUGACCUGCUCUCUAAACUCGUGCAAGAGUGGGAAGCUUCUGCACUUUUGCCAAAAAGUGUGACAGAAAGCACCAAGCAAGUGGUAAUCAGACCUGGGGCAGUGUUGGGUCGGGAUGGCGGCGCUAUGAAGCAGAUGCUCCUGCCCUUCUGGCUCGGUCUUGGCGGUACCCUUGGCUCCGGGCGGCAGCCCUUUCCUUGGAUUCACGUUUCAGACCUGGCUGGACUCAUCGCUUACGCCUUGGAGCCUCCCAUUGGCACGCCCCUAUCCUCACCACAGGUCUUUAACGGAGUAGCCCCCACCCUCAACACCAACUACGAAUUCACUAAAGAACUAGGGCGGGUCAUGAGGCGGCCCACCAUCUUUCCUGUGCCGGGUGUUGUCAUGAACGCUCUAAUGGGCUCGGAGAGAGCCGUGGUUCUCACUCAGGGCCAGAAAGUGCUUCCCAAGAGGACUCUAGAGGCCGGGUUUCAGUAUAAGUACCCAGACCUGUCCUCGGCCCUCAAAGAGAUUGUAGCAAGUUAAAAAUAAAGAUUGUGUAUCAUACAGCCAUGCACUGUAUCACAGAAACAAUUAUGCUAACGAAUGGAGAAAGUGUCUUCAACCACAAUAACUGCAUCCUGGUUAGAAAAU
Nerophis lumbriciformis (worm pipefish) is the source of this 1144-nucleotide messenger RNA. It is a transcript of the gene sdr39u1, whose product is annotated as short chain dehydrogenase/reductase family 39U, member 1. The record is from RefSeq and is a predicted model, not a curated record. Lineage: Eukaryota; Metazoa; Chordata; Actinopteri; Syngnathiformes; Syngnathidae.